This is a messenger RNA of Microplitis demolitor, 3293 nucleotides long. RefSeq names its product NECAP-like protein CG9132. Bases 174 to 929 code for a protein of 251 amino acids. Gene Ontology annotation, cellular component: membrane; clathrin vesicle coat. Gene Ontology annotation, biological process: endocytosis. The transcript has 3 exons. Lineage: Eukaryota; Metazoa; Arthropoda; Insecta; Hymenoptera; Braconidae. The record is from RefSeq and is a predicted model, not a curated record.
AUUGCAGAUAGAAGUUAUCGAAUCACGUCGGAAGUGUGUGAUUGUGUCUGUGUACAUAAAACCAAUACAACUUAACAGUUUAUGAGUUGUCAAAUAACGUACUCGUGUCAUACUCAUCAUUUUAAAAUCAUACUAUUUUCUAUAAAACAAUUAAAUAAUUAUAAUUAAACAUUAUGGAGUCUUACGAGAGUGUGCUUUUAGUUAAGUCCGAGGUAUUUGUAUUUAAAAUUCCCCCAAGGGCAUCCAAUCGAGGUCACAGAGCAGCAGAUUGGAAUCUCCAAGAGCCAUCAUGGACAGGAAGGAUGCGUUUGGUAUCUCAAGGUGAUACGAUAACGAUUAAACUAGAGGAUAAAAUGAGUGGAGAAUUAUUUGCCAAGUGUCCUAUUGACACUUAUCCUGGUGCAGCUGUUGAACCAGUAACUGAUUCAUCGCGUUACUUUGUGCUAAAAAUCCAGGAUGACAAUGGCAGAGCAGCUUUCAUUGGUGUAGGAUUUUUAGACAGAUCUGACAGUUUUGAUCUCAAUGUUGCUCUGCAGGAUCACUUCAAGUGGCUAAAAAAUCGUGAACAAAUUGAAAAAGAAAAAGAGCAACCUAAACCUGAGCUAGAUCUCAGGUUCAAAGAGGGAGAAACUAUUAAAAUAAAUAUGAAAAUUACCAAAAAAGAUGGUAGUGAAGUUUCAUCAAAGUCAAAGCGUCCUCAAGUAGGACUAGGUCUUCCCCCACCUCCAGGAGGUGUCAAAAUAGCACCACCACCACCAAAAACUCCAACUUCCUCACCGGCUCAUAAGCCAGUCGGAAAUGCACAACCAGGUUCUGAAUGGGGUGAAUUUGCUAGUGCAUCGCAACAACAACAACAACAGCAGCAGCAGCAACAACCAUCAGCUGCAUCUCCAGGUUCCGCUUCCAAUGCCAGUUGGGUACAGUUUUAAUAAUCCGAAUGUACUAACAAAACGUCGUAACUGAUGACAAAAUAUUAUAACAACGCGAACGUUAUCUAACGCUAAAUACACAUGUGUAUUACACACAAAUAGAAAUAUCCAGUACAUUAAAACGUGUUCGCUAGUUGAUGUAUAUACUUAUUAUAUAUUAGCGAGGGAAUAACGAUUACGAUAUGCGUACUUUUUUUUUAUUGGAUUGGGUACAGAUUGACGAUAAACUUGCCUAGUUUGAAUUUAAUUAUCAAUCAACUAUCUACUUAGUUAAUUAACUAAAUGAAUAAUUAUUGUUAUCAUAAUUAUUAUUUUUUUAUUAUUGUUGUUGUAAGCAUGACAAUAAUUAUUUACGUCCAUGUUGUGCAUUUUUGAUAAAGAGGUAUCAGUAUUAGUUUUAAUUAAUGUUUUAAUGAACAAGAGUGUAGAGAAGGAUAUUGAUCUAUUGAUUGCAUUAGUUUUAAUUGUUUUACGUCCUUAUUUUUUUUUUAAUUAUUACAUUGUUGAAUCUAUUGUUAAAGUGACAUAUGCAUGUGAGUCGAAAUAAUUAAAAAGACGUAUAAUUAUUAUAUUAAAUUUACUGUACCCAGUCUAAUUGCUGUGAAACAAUGUUAUAUGUAAUAACUAAAACUUUUUCUCAUUGCGCAAAUUUAUCUUUAAAUUAAGUCAUUACGAAUUAUUAUUUUUAUUUUAUUUCCGGUGAUUAAAGAUUUUUUUUUUAAUUUUUUAUGGUUUAAUGUUUAACGAACAAAAAUAUGAUUCUGAAGUUAGCAGACAAUUAACAAUUUUCGAAUUUUUUCUACCAAAUAAAUAUAAAACAAAAAAAAACUAAGAAUGCAUAUGUAGAAAAUUAAAAAAACUAUUGGCGCAAUUUUUUAAAAUAUUUUUUAUUAUUUAUCAUUUUUAAAAAAAUCCAAAAUUUAUUAAGAGUUGGCUAAUUUCAAUAUUAAACAAAAAUUUAUUUCGUAUUUUUUUUUUUUAAAUGAUUGAAGGAAAAGAAAACGUGAUUGCAUUGAAAUUAGAUUGAGUAGAUAACACACGUCGUAGGGCCUCAGUGAAAACUGGCACUUGUACAUAAAUAAAUUAGAAGCAGUAAUUAGCUUCUAGAUAAAAGCCUAAUAAAAUAAAAAAACAUACAAAGAAAAAUAUAAAAAAAAAAAAAACAAACAAACAAACAAAAUGUGAGUUAUGUUAAAUUUAAAAUCUUAAUCUCAAUCAAUAGUUAUUAUAAUUAUUGUUAUAUUUUAUUUUUAAUAUGCCACGUAAUAGUAAAAAAAAAAAAAGUUAAAUAUUAGAUAUAUAUUUUGAAAGCGCAUGCUUAGGUUUUGCAAAUGCAAAAAAUACUUUGAUUUUUUUGUAAAUAUGAUGUAAUAUUUCAUUGCACUUGAAUUUAUUUUAUAUUAUUAUUAUUAUCGCGAAGUAUAUUGUUGAUUAUGAUGACGAACGUAAUUAUAAUUAUAAUUAUGAUUAAUAAAUUAGUAUUAUAGAUCAGAGGAUGCGUGAUAGGAUCGUGAAUUACUAAUUUAUUUUUCUAAUAAAAAAAUCUCGAGCAAAAAAAAAAUAAUUAUCGGAAGCAAUAAAUAUUUUGUUGAAAAUUAAAAAAUCAAAAUAUAUUUUGAUUGAUUUUGAAUUAAUUAAAUAAUACUUUAAAUAUAAAAUUAAAAUAUUUUCAAAUUAAAUGAAUUAAAUUUUUAAAAUAAUUAACUUAACAUUCGAUGAAAAUUAAAAAUACUUAAAUUGUUAGUGCAAUUAAACAGGAUAGAAAAAGAAAUAUUGGAUUAUCAUUAAAAAAUAAUAACCGGCAGUUGACAAAAUGUUAUAUCAUUCUCAUGUAUAUUAUUUUCGAAUAAACAAAAAGAAAUAUUUAAAUAACAACGUUAUCUAUAAUAAAUUAUUUAAUUAUUAUUUAAAUCAUAAAACCUUCCUCAUAUCUUUGAAUGUCACAGACAAAACUGUCUAUUUAAAAAAGUAAUUAAAAAUAUUAAAAAAAAAGUGUAUUGUAAAAUUAAAUAAAUAGAAAUAUUUUUGUUAAUUGAGAUAUAAAAACCCCCAUAUCAUAUAUCCUAUUUUUGAAUCAAUAAAUUAUUAGAUCGUCACUAAUGUUUAAUAAUGAGCUUAACAAAUAUAUUAAUGGCAUAGCCAAUACUUGGUGUAUGUAAAUAGAUUUAAUCGAUCUCGUUCAAAAUAAUAAUAAUAAACUAGUAUCAACAAAUACUGUCAGUUAAUCAACGAUACAUAUAAAGUGUAAAAUUAAAUAUAUAUAUAUAUAUAUACAUAUUGUGUAUUAGAUUAUAUAUUUAGAGAUGUAUAAAUAAUCAAGUAAAUGGAAAAUGUAAAGUUAUAAAAGUUUAAAUAAAUGGUGGA